This is a messenger RNA of Pollicipes pollicipes, 2269 nucleotides long. Its product is annotated as GDP-fucose protein O-fucosyltransferase 2. The record is from RefSeq and is a predicted model, not a curated record. The transcript is spliced from 11 exons. Gene Ontology annotation, biological process: protein O-linked glycosylation via fucose. NCBI's taxonomy places the organism in Eukaryota, Metazoa, Arthropoda, Thecostraca, Pollicipedomorpha, Pollicipedidae. Bases 214 to 1413 code for a protein of 399 amino acids. Gene Ontology annotation, molecular function: peptide-O-fucosyltransferase activity.
UUGUUUGGGAUGUGGGUUUAGCAAUAUUUUUCAAGAUAUAUGUUUAGCAUGCAGUUAACGUACCGGACCAAAUCUAGAGACUGUGGUUUGUUGUACCGCAUUCGAAAAUGUUGUGCGGGGCAGUUAGUGCACUUAUGUAGUUCCAGCAAUGUGGCUUAGUCAUCUCGUGUUAUAUUCUCAAGCAGGAGAUCUUGACUGAGUUGUACAAUAAACAUGCUGCAGUUUUGGGCUUACACCAUGGUCUUCUUGCUGGCUCUGCAAUGCUGCAGCAGUGAGCAAGCCUGCUUUAAGGAUGGCUCUUGUGAUGAAACCACAUCUUCAGUCUAUGACAGGUACCUGCUGUACGACGUCAACCCCGGCGAGGGCUUCAACCUGCGCCGGGACGUCUACAUGCGCGUGGCGAGCGCGGUCGCGCGGCUCAGCGGUCGCGGCCGCUGGACUCUGGUCUUGCCACCGUGGGGCCCGUUGUACCACUGGCAGGUGACGCGCGGUCAACACAGCGUGGGCGUGCCUUGGAGCCGCUUCUUCGACCUGGAUAGCCUGGACAAAUACGUGCCCGUCAUGGAGUUCGACCAAUAUAGGAAAGAGAGCGGCGCGCGGGUGGAGAGCGCUCUCCAGCUGCAGGACUACGCCGAGGGCUGGCGCGACGGCCAGUUCGACGAGAAGUGGGACCGCAGACCGUGCCUGCACAAGGCAAGAUUUAGGCGGUCAGGGGAAGACCACGAGGCCCUCAUGUGGGGUGAAGUGACCCUUCGCGUAGCCAACUUCAGCUGCGUGUCAAUACAGGGCACCUCGGAGACUCUGGCGGACAUGGUGGGCAGCAUGCCACACAGGUCCGUGCUGGUGGACCGGGCCGAGGCCGUGCUGCACCGCCACUACGGCUGCGCCGACUUCUGGGCGGUGCGGCGCAGCAUGCGCUUCGCGCGCCACCUGGUGGAGGAGGCGGCCGCGCUGCGGCGCGACCUCCUCCGGUCGGAUGACGUCACCGACCGCACAGAGUACUCUGACGACUGGAGGCAGAUGAAGGCGGUGCCCGGUAGCGCUCGCGGCGGUCCCUACCUGGCCGUCCAUCUGCGGCGGCGCGACUUCGUCUCGGGCUCGAUCGACAGUCGGUGUGCGGAGGUGGCUGGCCAGGUGCGCCAGCUGAAGGAGUUGCUGAAGCCGUUCACGGUGGUGCGGCCGGCGCCGCGGAAGGACCUGCUGGCAGGCGAAGAGGCCAUCGUCGACCAGAUCGUCUGUAGCCACGCCAGGCACUUCAUCGGCAGCUACGAGUCGACCUUCUCGUUCCGGAUCCAGGAGGAGCGCGAGAUCCUGGGCUUCGACGCCGAGUCCACGUUUAACCGGCUGUGUGGAGAGGCCGAGGGAGACGCCUGCGACCAGCCCACGCGCUGGCGCAUUGAGUACGACGCGUGACGGUCCCUGUGACCUGGUCUGAGCCAAGGGGUCGUGGACAGACUCGUCGACAGGCCGCGGCUGGCCCGGCACGGGGUGGCACGGCCUCUGCUGAUUGGGGCGUUGCGCAUGGGUAAUCGAACCGCCAUCGGGCUCUCACCGCAGCACGUCAUGUACCGCCGGCGGUUGGGCCGCACGGCCUGCCCUCACGUGACCUGACCUGACACGGUGGGACAAAACGGGUCGCUCGCCUGCUCCGAGCUUCGGUGGCGACUCCGGCCAGCCCAGACGCCACUAUCUGUGCUGCCCGCUUUCGUCCCGUGGCCGCUCUGCCGUAUCCGGCCCUCGGUGGAUCCCAGCCCCCGCUGACCGCCGUCGGUACCUCUCGCCUGGCUUAAGGCCAGACUGCCGCGUCUCGCGUGUUACAUGCGGACGCUUGCGCGACCGCUGAGGUCGCGCGGACGGCCCGUUUUAGCCGUCAGCCGCCAGUCGGAAGCGCGGCGGCGGCGGAGCUCGACCGAGCAGCGUGGUGUUGAGUUACUAACCGACGCUCAGUUAUAACGCGCGGCAAAUGGCUUCCUACCGCGAACGCAGCGCGCCGCCCCGACGUCUCGGAAGCCGGCGCCGGCGCGUGGUUCGAGCUAAGCGCCUGAUGGGCUGAAAUGUCCGAAGUCGACCAGGAUCUCGCGGCGCCCUGGCCGAUCAGUCACUGUGAGGCAAUGUAGUCUGACGCGCAGAGGAGCGCUGGCGCUUGUAGUGAUAUUAGUGACAUCGCGGUUUGCGGCAGGGUGCGGGGACAGGCCAGUGUAUUGUAAUGUAUUUGAUGUGCCAAAGCAAGCUUGAACCGCUUCCUUGCGCUCCGCAUCAAGCUGUAAUA